AUGGCAGCACCGGGAUCAUUGCCUACACACGGGGGUCUUUUUGAUGGUGCUACGUUCUGGCUGGACAGAAGGAUCCCCCAGAGAACCAUGAUUAGGGAUAUGAUUACAAGCCAAGGUGGAAGCAUUGUCUUACAGGAGAAAGACGCUGAUGUUCGCGUGGUCGAUCACCUCAGACAUGAUCUUAAGGAAGUGACGGUGAAUACGGUUUCAUACAAAUACAUUGAGCGCUCUGUGCAAAACAAUAAAGUCGAAGACUUCAACAAGCACCGCGUGGGCUCAACCGGGCCUCGACCCAUGGGCGCAUCUCAUAUUGCACGAAAAGGCACUAGGAAAGAGUAUACUCGUGAAGACGAUCAGCUACUCUAUGACUGGUUGCAACCGUACGAACAGAUACAAGGUGCGCCGAUUAACGGUAACAAGAUUUACCAAGACAUUGCAAAUGAGUAUCCACACCACACGUGGCAAUCCUGGCGAACUCGAUAUUUGAGAACUGUCAGAGGCAAGCCACGUCCUGGCGGCCCCAAGCCAAGUAAUUCAGUUCCUUACAGGCAUCAAUUACAACUGGCACCCCCACCCCAAACAACAGCCUCAGCUCAAAGCCUGCCUCCAAAAAAAUCAUCUUCUCUCAAAACAGCUCGUCCUUCGGUCAAUCCUUCGGUUCCAGCUCCUCCAGUCCUAUCACCCUCGCGCGUGCCUGCUGCGGCCAGCCCAUCUCGAAGUUCGAAUCCGAACAAACGGAAACGCCCGUCAGUGCCUGACACCGACGAGCCAGCCAGCCCUGAUAUGGCACCAUCAAAGCAAGGGGAGUUACUCGGUACAAGCGACGCGAUUGAUUCCAUGGCCAAUUUUCUCAAAGGCUCCCAUCAUCGCCACCCCUGGCGCCCAUCAGGGGAGCCGAUCUCUUCAAGUACACCUAGCUCAGACACGCCGCCGGGCAAGUAUCGACACAGAAUGUCAAUUCCCGCGGAUUAUAAGAAGCGGAGCAAAAGUCACGCCGCUGGGCAAUUGGCUCCAAGGCCAGUGGCAGUAUCAGAGAGCGAGAACGAAAGCCAGGGCAAGAAGCAAUUGGCUUCAAAUCCAAGCCCCAACACGGAGAAUCAGAACCAAACUCAUCGAGUUGCACAGUCCGAACCAAUUACAAGGGUGGAGAAUAAGAACAGAGAAAGAACCAAGCAGCCAAUUUCAAAAUCAGCCUCGGGUCCAGAGAGCCCAGAAUUAGAGCACACUGCAGAAUCGCCCACCCUCUAUUUUCUCGACAUGCCACAUUGCUCAUCUGCCGCAGAAGAUGAUGAGGCAGACGACGAAGAGGAAGAGGACGGGUCAGAUGACGAAGAUGAAGAUGACGAGGAUCCCACCGAGAUUGAAGAUUGGGUUCACGCUCAAAUGGCUCGAUGGAACUUCGAUGAGCGGACUGUUAAGGAGAUCCUGAUCCGCACAAGUAAUAACCCGUACUAUGCCAAGCGUGCCUGCGUAGAUGGGUGCCUGGCGAAAGUGUCCCUGAAAUGCGCGGUGUAUGGACGACCGAAGAUGACCGAUGCUUGGAAGCCCCCGAUAGUCGACUCAUUGAGCGGGUCAUUCAAAAGCAUGGCAAAGACCUCAGUGAUGACAGACUGA
Molecule: messenger RNA, 1614 nt
Organism: Penicillium chermesinum
Lineage: Eukaryota; Fungi; Ascomycota; Eurotiomycetes; Eurotiales; Aspergillaceae
Product: putative transcription factor Rap1
Exons: 4
Coding region: 1-1614 (537 amino acids)
Biological process (GO): telomere maintenance via telomere lengthening; regulation of DNA-templated transcription
Cellular component (GO): shelterin complex
Molecular function (GO): telomeric repeat DNA binding
Source: RefSeq, a predicted model, not a curated record